Messenger RNA from Diabrotica balteata, 914 nucleotides. Lineage: Eukaryota; Metazoa; Arthropoda; Insecta; Coleoptera; Chrysomelidae. The record is from the annotation of a GenBank genome assembly.
ACAUUUGUUUUUGUUAUAUUUUUAAAAUUUACAUAAUUUACAUUUUUUUUAAUAAACAUGAUCUAGUUUACAAUGUAUUGCAGUAUUUUUAUGCUGCAAUUAUCACAUAUAAAGUCCGUCCAUUUUAUUUUAGUAUUUAAUCAAUACUUGUAACAUUUUUAAUAAUGGAUAAAUAUUAUAAAAAUAUAUCAGACCAAAGCAAUCCCAGUGCCUGUUUUGUAUGUGCAAUUAAAGAAAAUUUAUUUAUUUUAUCAGAAAAAUUGGAGGAAGUUGAUGUCUUUCUAAAACUAUUUAAAUUAGAGACCAGUCCCAGUCAAGAAAUAAAAAGAUAUUUUUGCGCUGUAUGUUUUGAACGGUUUAAAGAAAUAUGUCAAUUUAUAUAUGUUACACAAAGGAAGAGAAACUCAAAAGAUCAUAAUAUAAAUGAUGUAUGUAAAGUAUGUUUCCAGUCUGAAAAAUUAAUUUCAUUUCCUCCACAUUUAUUAGAUGUUUUCAGAAGUAUAUUUUACGGAGAGGCCAUUGAAAUAAAAGAGGAACUUCUGCAGGAUGAUGAAGAUGAUAUAUUUGAUGAAACAGAGUCAUUGUUUAAAAAUGAAGAUGCUUCUGUUAAAUUUGAAAAUAAUAACAAUUUUGAUGUAAAGACUGAAGAAAUUCAAAUAGAGGACUAUCAUCUGCAUCCUGUGCUGAAAUGUGAAGUUGAAGAUGAAGGUGUUCAAUGUAACUAUGAUGAAAUCAUACCUCUUAAGUGUUCAGUUUGUGGAAGAUCUUUUAAAACUACAAGAGACUUAGUGAAUCACUUGAAGCAAAGAUUACGAUGCAGAUAUCAAGUCCCAUUCGUUGCUCAAUAUUGGAAAUCAUUUGUACAAAAAGUGGCCAAACCUUUUAAAUGCCUGGUGUGCCUUAAAUGUAAGUGA